UUGCUGGUCGCCCGCAGCACCCGGCUGUUUCCGCGGCUGGGCGCUUUUUUAGGUCCUGGGAGCAGCGGCCAUCGUAGUUCCAAAUGCACGAUUCCAGCUGCUAACGCGGUAGAAUGUCGGCUGGCUAUCAAAUGGGGCAAACCCCCCCGUAUGGUCUCGGGCACAGUCCGGUGUCGGCUCCUUGCUCGCCGGCGAUUCAGCGAGUGCUUGUAGUUGGAGCGGGAGUGGCCGGAUUACAAACAGCGCGGCAGCUUUUAAAAAUCGGCCUGGAGGUUAUGGUUCUGGAAGCACACAACGAUAUCGCCGGCGUGUGGUCGCAGAACCACUACGGGUGCAAGUUACAAACACCCUGGCGGCAAUACCAGUUUCCUGAGUUCCUGUGGCCCCUGGAGCUGCAGCCGGAGGACGAGUACCCCUCAGCAGAACAGGUCCGGGACUACGUGCGGGCGUACGCGUGGCACUUUGACCUGCUGCCGCACAUCCGGCUGAACUGCAAGCUGCUGAGGCUGCGGUGGACCGGCAGCAACCACAGCUGGGAAUGCCUGUACGCGGACACCGCAGUGGAGAAGUUCUUUAAGACGCGUGUGGACUACGUGGUGGUUUGCACCGGCAUCUUCUCCAACCCCUUCAUCCCCUCCUACCCGGGCGCCAGCGAUUUCGUGGGGCAGCAGAUCCACGCCAAGCACUUUCGCGACGUGUCAGUAGCCAGCGGCCGCCGUGUGCUCAUCGUGGGCGCGGGCAAGACAGGCACGGACUGCGCCUGCAACCUGCUGGCCAGCCGCGCUGCUGCCUCAGUCACCAUGCUGUACCGCCAGGCGCACUGGCCCAUCCCAAAGCGCGUGCUGGGCCUGUCAACGCGCACCCUGUUCUUCAGCCGCAUGGGCGCCGCCACCGUGCCGCCCUACUACACCGCGGGCCGCCUGCGGACGGCAGUGGCCGCCGCCACCAAGCCGCUGCGCGCGCUGUUCUGGAAAGGCAUGGAGGUCGCCAUCUCCUCCCGGUUCCACGCCGCGCGCGCCACGCCGCCCUCCGUGUCGCUGCCUGGCGACCUGUUCUACGGCGGUCAGGUGCUGGACGACUCCCUGGAGCGGCUGGCCAAGGCGGGGUCGCUGGAGGCCAUACGCGGCGAGGUGAACCGAUUCGUGCGCAACGGCGUCAUCCUGCAGGAUGGCUCCUUCCACGCGGCUGACUUGGUGCUGUACUGCACCGGGUAUGCUAAGACGUACGACUACUUUGACGGCCCCAUGCGGGCGCGGCUCGGGCUGCAGAAGGACGGACUGUACCUCUACCGCAACUGCAUACCUCCGGGCGUGCCGCAGCUCGCCUUUGUGGGCAGCGAGGUGUCCACCUACAGCAACAUCGUGACGCAGGGCCUGCAGGCGCUGUGGCUGGCGCACGUGCUGGCGGGCCGCGUGGAGCCGCCGCCGGCCGCCGCCAUGGAGCAGGACGUGCGGGAGCAGCAGGUCUGGAAGCGGGAGGUGAUGCCAGUGCAGCGGAACCGCGGCUCCGUGCUCAUGACCUACCAGACCCACUACCACGACCAGCUGCUCCAAGACAUGCAGUUGCACUCGCGGCGCAAGGGCGCCAACUUCCUGUCCGAGUGCUUUGGCGCCUACACCGCCGCCGACUACUCGCCGCUGCUCAGCAAGCGGGACGCCGAGCUGGUGACGGGGUUGGAGCAGGCGGCGGCUGCCUGCAAGGCGGCACAGGCCGCAGCGGUGGCCGGCGCGGCGGUGGCCAGGGCGCAGCAGCAGCGACAGCGACAGCAGCAGGGGCCGCGCACGGCAGCCAUGGCGGUGGGCAGAUCGUUGUACCCCGCUCAUCUGCGCGCGCCGGCAGUCGCGGCCUGUUCAGCGGCUGCAAGGGAGGGCACGCCGGCGCGGCGGCUGUCGGGCGACUUGUCUAACUGCGACGCGGAUGACGAGGAAAGCGUGCGGUCGGUGGUGGCCGCCGCGCUGGCGGCCACCGCGGCCGCAAUGGAAAGCGGCCGGCACGGCGGCUAUGGCCGCUCCUACCGCCGGGCGUCCGACACCAGUGGCGACGGCACCUGCGGCGGUGCGGGUGUCGGUAACUGGACCACCUACCCCACCGCAGGCAUGUCGUUCACGUCGGAGGCUGCUUUCCAGGUCGCCAAGGCCGGGAUCGUCAACAAACACACCGGGGUGGACUCAUCGGAUUCAGUCACGGCGGCCGCCGUAGAGGCGGUGGUGGCGGCGGCGCUGGCGGCAACGGCGGCGCCGUCGCUCGUGCCGACGACGCGGAGGAGCAGCGACGCGAUGGCGGCAGAGCAGGAAAUGCACACCGCGUGGCCCUACGCGAGUGGCGGGGACAAAUGGCAGGAAGCCAGCAGCCGGUGCGAGGAGGGUGCCAGUGGGCGCGGCGGCUACGUGCCUGUCGGGCGGACCGUGACGCCGCACGGCCCCUCCGUGCUUGACGGCGCGGCUGUGUCAGCGGCACAGCAGCACCCGCCGCAACACAGCGGCGCCUCUGCGAUGACCGAGGCCGCUGCUGACUGCGGCAGCCUAAGUGACGGCGCCAGUUCGGCGCCCGCCACCAAGAGCCAGUCCAUGUCCCUGCUGCGCAAGCUCUUGCGCUUGCGGAGCAGCCUAUCGCGGUCAGAGUCCGCAACCAGUGUCGCCGGCUCCAACACGCCUACGACCCAGCAGCCGGGACAGACCACCCAGCAGGAGCAUUCGCAGCAGGGGGCUUCAAAGCUGCGAAUCCGGAUCCCCAGCGGAUGCACUAGCGGUGACGUCCUGGAAGGACAUGGCCACGCAGGACAUCGCAGCUUGGAGAGCGCCUUGCGAUCAGGCCUGUCGAGCGAGGCGGCUGCCGCCGCUGCAGCGGCCGCCAUGGGAGCCAUCACUUUGGUGAUUGGCUCUUCUGCGUCCCAAAGUGCGCGGAUGUGGGAGGCUUCCUCGUCGCCACGUGCUGCGAGCGCGGCAGCCACGGCGACCGGCUUCCUGUCGGCCCCCAGCUCCAAACGUGGCAUGUCACGCAGUGUCGUGGAGACCAGGAGUAUGCGAGGCUCUGUCGCGGCCGUGGCGGCGGCUGCAGCGGCAGCGCUUGCCGCCGCAAACACUGUCGCCAACAUUCAGGCGGCUGGGUAUGAGCGUGGUGGUGGGGGUGGUGGCGGCGGCAGCGGUGGCGGCAGUGGUGUGGCCAGUGCGCGCAGCAGCACACAAGGCAUCGACACGCCCGGUGGCAGUGUCCACGGUGCCAACAGCUAUCGCAGCCACCGCCUCUGCGCCCAGUCGUCAGAACUGGUCGCGGCCGCCACUGCGACCGCGUUUCGCCGGCUGAGCCGCCGCGCCAGCGUCACUACCACCGCUGCUGAUGAAGGGUCUGGUGCAGCGACAGAAGAGCCGCAGUCCUCGCUGCGCUUCUUUGCGCAGUUACGACCUGCGGCAUCUGCGGCCGCUGCGUGCCAGCCGUCACAAGGUGACGAGCCUUUCGUCCAGUGCUCCAUCAACGACUGUGGAGUGCUCCACGGCACCGCCAGCGGAGCCGCUGCGUCAGCAUCGGUCCGCCGCGGCUCGCACGGGCUUGAGGACGUGCACCGCUGUAGCGAGCAGCUGGCGAGCGGCAGCUAUAGCCUGGGGCCGGGGCUGUCGGUCGAGCGGAACGCCUCCGCCGAUGAGUCGGCCUGGGAUGGAUUGAUGGCUGCGGAGACUGCCGGCACCCCCGCCGCUGAGCCCGUGCCCAUCCCGGGCUUGGGCCAUGCAGCAAGUGACACCACCUGCAACCACUUCGACUGCAGCUGGCGGCAGCACGGUGCCAGCUGCGGCGGCGCCAGCAGCAGCAGCAGCCUGCGCCGCGCCUUCACCGCCGACGUCGCGGCGAGUGCGGUGCCGCCUGGAGGCGCCGGCACGGGCCAGCAGCCCCACAGCAGCACAGCUGUCAGCCCGCCGCUGCCUAUCUUGGGAGGCGGCAGGGGAAGCAACCUGUCCGCCACUACCACGGGCUUCUGGCAAGGGUCACCCAGCACGCCGCCGCUCUCGCGGAGCCGCAGCCAUGUGCCACGCGCCGCUGCUGCUGGCUACAGCAGCGCCGGUGCUGCUGCUGGCCCAGGCCCUGCCGGCAUUGGCGCCUUUGCGGCACUUCCGGAUGGAGAGACCCCCUGCAGUGGGGCGUCCAUUGGCAGCGCCGGCCUCCUGUCCGCAUUCACCGGCGACUCGGGUACGCUGAGCUCGGCGGCGGGAUCCAUCACCCUGAAUGGCGGGAUGUGCCGGCUGCCACCAGGCGGGCCGCCUCGGCAGCAGCAGCAGCAGCAGCAGCACCAUCACGCCACGGUACCCUUGUCCCCGCCCCUGCCCACGCUGCACCAUGCCCACCAGCUCCACCACUGCAGCAAUGGCCCCCUGCACCACCACCACCAGCACUUGCAGCAGCAGCAACAACAAGUGAACAUGCAGUACCGCCAGCAGCAGCAGCAACAGCACCAACAGCAGCACAAGCACGCCACGGCAAGGCUGGCUGAGUCCCUGAUAGGUCUGGGCGGCGCCAGCGGCGCCGGUGCCGCCGGCAGCGGUGCCUCACCGCCGCCGUCCUUGCUGCUGAUGCUGGCGCACCGGCGACGCCACUCGGCUCUGGACCCGAUGCCGAUGUCGAUGGGGCUGGAGACCUUGUCGGAGGAGGACGUCAGCGUGACUACAACGGCCACGCCCAGUUUUUGUGGCGGCGUGGUGGUGGCGUCGGAGUCGCGGGCGCGCAGCACUGGCGGUGUCACCGGUUGCGAGGAUGAUGACAGCCCUCGGCCUCUCAGUCGCCAAGAGAGCAGCGGUUGCUCGCUUACGCGAGGCAGCAGUGACUGCCUGAAGGUCGGGGUGGCGGCAGUCCACGCAGCUCGCCUUGUGGAGAAGCAGGGGGCCCAGUCACAGCUCGCCGCCUCAUCUGCCUGGCUGCACACCGAGCUGAGCAGCACGUAACUCGCCCCUGGAUAGCACAUUAGACGACCCGCUGGAUGGCAAGGCCAACGCACGCGCAGGAGGCGCAGAGGAGAUGAGCACACAACACAAUCUUGCAGACACGGUAUCGACGGGAGUUUACCUCGAAAGGGGAUGCGAUCUUCGGCUGUCAUGCCGUGUCAGGUUACCCGAAGAUCCGGCGCAUGCCCGGCAUCGUACGCGCCGCCGUGGUAUGACACAUACCUUGCGGCGGCAUUUGCCCUAUUGGUUACUAUCGGCUGGGUUUCUUUUGUGAUGCAUUCUUUUCAAGAAGUGAGCAGCGCGGCUAGCCGCGCCUUAAGAUGCUGCCGUGCGCUGUUGCUGACAUGUGGACGGGCGGAGAGCGCAAUGCAAUGGCUGUGGGUGGUACUGUGGCUUUGUGGCCUGAAUUAAGGACUGCCACUUUCAGGGUUUGGGCACAACAUGCACUCACUUCGCAUAUUCCGCAUAAGCGCUGAGGCCUUUGCAGUGCACGCUCAGCACAACGGUUCGCUCGGGCGGUAGCGGCGGCUGCAGACAGGCGCUACGGAGGGCGUGAGAAAGAGGGCAUGACAACGCACCCUUGCACCUUAUUAUCAUGACAAUCAGCGCCAUGUAUGGUGCUCGAGAUCUUGCAUUGGUUACCGCACUGUUGGCGAUCAUGGGCAAGGGCUUGGCGUCCAAGCGAUCAAAAACCUGACAUGCGGGCGACUGGGUGAGUGAGUGAGUGAGAACGAGCGAUAACUUUAACGGCUAUCGGGGCAUUGUAAAGGUGGUUGGGGGCUUGUGUGUACAUAGGCUGGGCUUGAAGGGGUUACUGGUCAGGGAGUAGCAACACGACUUUCACGGUCAUCAGUGCCAAGUUGUCGUCUCAUCAGACGCACGAGGGGACAGUGCGUGCUUUUGCAGCCUGUGAUAUUUCUGAGUGCUGUUUGCGGGUCUGCAGGGGACACUGGGGCGUGAAUGUGGCAACACAUUGCGCAGGCGGAGGUUGGUGCUUCAAGUUAUUGGUGCUAAUGCGGUGAAGGGGGCUGGCAGCGAUGCCAUGGGAUGCGGACCCAGGACAAAGUCUUUUGGGGACUGCAAUAAAGGGCGAUGAUCAACAGGCGGUCGCACCUUGUUGUCCAUGGCGUGGAUCGUAGCAAUGGAGGCAAGUUUCAAGACCACUGAGGGUCACUUGUUUCCAGGGCCCGGAGGAGAACUUGCGCGACUAAGGCUAUCCAGGCCUGGGAUUUGUUAUGUUGACCAAGUGCUGCUUAAUUCAUCAAUGCCCGUGCACACAGUGCAGACGAUUGCACACAAUGCAGGUGUGGGCGGCGUGUGCCACACGUAACCAAUAAGGGCACCGGGGUGGUGCACCAGGAUACGGCACGCGCUGGAAGGCUGUCAUCUAUAAAGUGACGGUGUAGCGGCGGCUGCGAAUCCCGCACAAGGCGAAUACAGUCAUUGAUCAUGGUAUCAGGCCUGAAGAAUAGGCCUUCGUGAUGCGCCAACUUAUAUGGCAAGAUGGUGCGAUCUGGAAAUCUAGACGAUCCGCCUUUCGGAGCAGAGUCUGUUAUGCUGCUUUGGUGGUUUGGCGGUUUACCGGCAGGACACAGCAGGCCGCUUGUGGUUUACCAUAUUCUGUAUCGUAAGUAACAGUGAGAUUUAUGAGGGCGUGAACUUCUAUAAUUUAUGAGGGGGAUGCAAGGUACACGGGUGCGACAUGCCCCCAUGGCGUAUUAGGGCCAUCCAUUGCUCUCGCCAACGAGUUUGACAGUGCCUGGACGUACAGCAGCUGUGCGCCGUGUGGUGAUGGUUUGUCACGUCUUGGCAGGCUGGGCGGUAGUUGGUUGCUCCGGGGCCAAUGUGCAACUGAAACCCGGUUCACUGAUGCAAGUUAUGCAAAUUACACGUGUGUCGCGCCAUUCUGCCGGCAUGGCAUUUCGCCGGCAGCAGGGGCUAACCGUGCCAUGGUUGUGGGGGCUGGUUCGUGCCACGGCAUGCAGCGGGAUGAGGCUGCCGCCCGGCUAUAAGGGCGCUUGCUUUGUCGUUACUCCCAAUGUGCAUGGAUUUACUCUAUGUGCACAGACAAUGGAUCGACGUCUGUAACGAACUCUCGUG
This is a messenger RNA of Chlamydomonas reinhardtii, 7028 nucleotides long. RefSeq lists its product as uncharacterized. The transcript is spliced from 13 exons. Gene Ontology annotation, molecular function: flavin adenine dinucleotide binding; N,N-dimethylaniline monooxygenase activity; NADP binding. Lineage: Eukaryota; Viridiplantae; Chlorophyta; Chlorophyceae; Chlamydomonadales; Chlamydomonadaceae. Bases 114 to 4928 code for a protein of 1604 amino acids. The record is from RefSeq and is a predicted model, not a curated record.